Phyllostomus hastatus (greater spear-nosed bat) is the source of this 2252-nucleotide messenger RNA. RefSeq names its product centrosomal protein 72 (gene CEP72). The coding region runs from base 27 to 1943 and encodes 638 amino acids. Gene Ontology annotation, biological process: spindle organization; regulation of protein localization to centrosome; centriole replication. Gene Ontology annotation, cellular component: centriolar satellite. NCBI's taxonomy places the organism in Eukaryota, Metazoa, Chordata, Mammalia, Chiroptera, Phyllostomidae. Gene Ontology annotation, molecular function: protein binding. The record is from RefSeq and is a predicted model, not a curated record. The transcript has 12 exons.
GGCUCAGAGGUUUGCCGUUUGAAAGCAUGGCGCCAGUGGGCUCGUUGCUGGUGCUGUGUGAGGACAAGAUCCGGGAGAAGAGCGGCCUGGCGCCUCACCACGACCUGGCUGAACUUCGGUCAUUAUCUAUUCCUGGAACCUAUCAAGAAAAGAUUACUCACCUGGGAAAUUCUUUGAUGAAUUUAACAGGUCUAAAAUCUUUGGAUCUCUCACGUAACUCCUUGGUUAGUCUAGAGGGUAUUCAGUACCUGGCUGCACUGGAAAGUCUCAAUCUCUACUACAACUGCAUUUCCUCACUAGCAGAAGUACUCCGGCUCCACUGCUUGACGGAGCUCACGGACGUGGACUUCCGACUGAACCCUGUGGUGAAGAACGAGUCUGACUACCGCCUCUUCGUCGUGCACAUGCUGCCGAAGCUCAGGCAGCUCGACGACCGCCCCGUGAGAGAGAGCGAGCGGAAGGCAUCCCAGCUGCACUUCGCUUCUGAGGAAUCACUCGACUCCACACACAGCUUCCCAGCUGUCUGCAGAGUUGGAAGACCGAACCACUCCAGAGCUAAGUGCACUGACCCUUCUGCCAAGAAGUGCUUGGUCAUGAAUGCUGAUGACGAGGCCGUCCUGAACCUCAUUGCCGAGUGCGAGUGGGACUUGAGCAACCCUCCUAGGAGCACAAGCUGCAGCCAGAAGGAGCAGGAGGACGACUUCCACAGUUCCCAAGAAUCCAGACACCUGUGGAGCCCUCACUCGGUGCAGCACCAGUGUGGGGACUCCAUAAAGAAGGGCUAUGAGAAGAGGAAAGGCGGCCCCAGAGGGUGCUGUCCAGAAAAGAGGCUUCAGAACCAGCACUGCGGGGAGCUCCCGCCGCCGCCCGGAGACCCCCCGGAGGCCUGCCGCCCCUUCAGGCCGCACCCGCACUUCCCGCUGCACCCAGACUCCACAGACGCUGAGGACUCAGUGUCUUCUUCUCAGAAGUCAAGUUUGUCAACACAAAAGGUGUUAAAUCCUCUGCCUGCUCCCGAAAAGUACAGAAAGCGAAGAAUGCCUGGUGGGAGAUUCCAGGGGCCUGCAGACCAGGAGUGUCUCAGCUGCCUGGAGGACAGUCUGAGCAGACAGAACAGCUCUGAGGGCAGGAGCGAGAGGACCUUUUCCCACGUGGAGGCGUCUGAGCCUGAAGAGCAGAGGCCCCACAGCACGGGUGGCGCCAGGGAGGUGUCUCCCAAAUUGCACUCAGCUGUGCCACCUGGGAAGAAGGCCACCCUGGAGGUGACGUUCCUGGAUGCCCUCCUCGACCUGGUAGACAGGUACUGGCAUGGCUGCAAGUCCCUGCAUAGCAACGAGAUGUUCCUGGCUCAAGCAAGACAUGUUUUGUCAUCUGUUCAAGACUUUACAGCAACUCAGGACAGUUCAACAAUUUUGAGUGAAGAAAUUAACUACCUGACUCUAGAAAAUAAAUCUUUGCAAAAGCACCUUCUCGAACAACAGCAGCAGUACAGCGAGAAGAUUAGUGAAGUGGUGUCAGAGCUCAACAACACUCGGAAGGAGAUGGAUGACUUGAGACAACAUUUAGACACAUCUCUGGGAGAGAAUAGUAGCUUAAAGGCUCUUUUGUCCAGCAUGAAGAAAGAAGUAAAAAAUGCAGAGGCUUCAGCUGCGUUAAACUUGCAGAUCGGUGGGCUUCAGACCAACGUGAAGAGGCUAUCUGGUGAGAUCGUGGAGUUGAAGCAGCACCUGGAGCACUACGACAAGGUCCAGGAGCUCACGCAGAUGCUGCAGGAGAGCCACAGUUCCCUGGUCAGCACCAACGAGCACCUCCUGCAGGAGCUGGGCCAGGAGCGGGCUCAGCACAGGGCCGAGGUGGAGCAGCUGCACUGGAGCUACAAGGAGCUCAAGAAGACCAUGGCGCUGUUCCCGCUCAGCAGCGCCCGCCUCGGGAGCUGCUCCUGAACCUGACCUUCCAAGUUGUGAGGCGUGCACAUGUUUGUUCUUCACCUGGUGUACUUGUUGAUGAGAGUUGUCUCUUCUGUUUGCAGUUACCUUGUGAGUUCUGAGCUGUGGUCAGGGCCCACAGCUCGAUUUUCUAAGACAUUCUAAAAAGACAGGAUUAAUCCAAGCCGUUCACAUGUUUUGAGACAAAACACGUUGACAUAUUUUAAGACAGAUGAUUAAUUUUUCAUCAAAUAUCUUAAGAUAAAGGAAAUUCCAUUUUUUUGCUUAAUGUAAAAGAACCAUGCAUGGUGAUUAAAGAAAAUAAUU